UGCACAUUGAAGAAGCCCUCGAUCUGCUUUAGGACUCGGAUUCAGUGGCCCGGUCCUCGGCUGUUGGAUAGGACGUUUCUUUAUUUUCUCGUUUGCAUCACGCGAAGUUCGGUAGUCAUUUUUGUUCUUCUUGCCUGUCGAUCACCAGACUUUGUUCGUUAACUGAGUGUCUGUUUUGGAUGACUAUGCGGCCGCACUUGGAAUUACUUGAAACAUUGCGGUGAUAAGACAGCGUCUGUAAAAAGUAUGCAUCGCAAAUUCCCAACGGCUCUCGACACGCUUGGUGCGAUCACGAAGGGGAAGACUGACAACUGAGUCCGGCGUCAAUUGACAACGACCUUUCCUGUACGCGAUUGACUUAAAGAGAAGAGAGAAACCCUAAAGGAAACUGGACAAGAAAAGCCCGAGAAAAGCCAGGAAAGAAGAAAGAAGAAUACAAAGAAGAGAAUACAACGCUUCUUCUUGCUAUGGCUUUACUACGACUGGCGACUACCUUACUCGGCUUGGUCGUGAUUAUCUGCCAUCUGACUCCGACCGCACGAGCUGGCAUUGGGUAUUUUUGGCACGUGACCGAUUUCCACUACGAUGCUAAUUUGACCGGGGCUGGAGAUGGAAGUUGUGGGAACGGACUCAAUAAAAAGAACGGAGGUGUUGGAAACAAUAAUAACCAGGGGCACCAAAAUCAGCAUGUUGUCGAACGAUUCGGAAGCUAUCGAUGUGAUUCCACUUGGCAGUUGGUGGUUAGCGCCGUCCAGGCCAUGAAAUCUAUCACCGGAGAGGAUAUUGAGUUUCUACUUUGGACCGGGGACUCGGCUGCAAGAUGGAUGGCAGCACCAGGUGAUGAUGGAAAGAGCCGAGUUCACGAUGCAGUCAGCGCCGUAAGUCUUCUAAUUCGGCGCUACUUCCCUGGCACAGCCGUUUAUCCCGUUGUUGGGGGCGCAGACGUUUGGCCGAGGGGUCAAACAUCUUUCGGCAACACUGCACAGCCCUAUCACGAAUUGGCCAAUUUAUGGCGAGUUUGGCUCCCACCAGAGGCAGAGGCCACCUUCAAGAAAGGAGGUUACUACGUUAUCGAACAGGCCCGUCUACAGUUGCAUUUGAUAGCGCUCAACACCAAUUACUAUUCGGAAGUCAAUCACGCUACGGCAGAAAAUGACGACAUGGAUCCAGGUGGGCAAUUUGCCUGGUUUGAAUCCAUUCUCUUGAAGGCACGACGAAGAAGAGGAACCGUUUACAUUUUCGGACACGUACCACCAGGCAUUUAUGAGCGACAUUACAGCCGCCAGGCUCUUCACUGGUUCCAAGAUCGUUUCAACCGCAAAUAUCUGAACAUGGUGCAAAGCUAUUCCGAUGUAAUUGCCGGCCAGUUCUUCGGACAUGCCCAUACGGACAGCUUUCGCGUGAUAUACGAUGACAACGGUCGUCCCAUAUCCUGGAUCCUUCUGGCACCUGCUGUUUCCCCUCGUGAGCCUGGAUUGGCAGAAGGCACUGGCCCGAACAAUCCAGCUAUUCGCCUCAUCAAGUUUAACACGAACGAUGGCCAAGUGUUGGACUAUUCGCAGUACUACUUGAAUCUAACUGAAGCAAACGCGAUCGGUCGAGCCGAAUGGCGUCGUGCUUAUAAUUUUACGCAGCUUUACAAAAUGCCCGAUGUGAACCCGAUUGCUUUGCAUAAUGUUGCGGCCGCUAUGUUGACACACCCGAACGUGUUUCAGAACUAUUACACAGUGAACCACAUGCUACGAGAUGGUCUGCCCUACUGCGGCUCGUUGUGCCGACAAGUCCACUUCUGCUCAGCCACACAAAUAGAUUAUGCUGAUUACGACGAUUGUAUUGUCACUGCUCUAAUGGCCAGCAGUAGAAGCAGAGCAACUAGUUGGAAAACAAAUUUCGCGACUAUCUGCUGGAGACUUCUUUUGGGGAUCCCUUUUCAGUUCGUCCUUGGUAAUAAGCUAUUAUAAGCAGCGGAACUAUAUAGUUGGGAAAACGUUUUCAUUCAACUACUACCUGUUGGAGACUCUUUUAGUGGUUCCUUUUCCGUUCAUCCUUGAUGAGCUAGUGGCUAAAAAAAUCUGAUAUUCUGAAGCCAUUGGAACCUACUGUGCAACUCGUGGUUCCUUUCUGAAAAUUUCCGCUGCAAUUUGAAACAAAGCAGCCAUUUGCACUAGUACAAGUGGUACAGUGGCCUUGGUGGAUAAAAGAUAAUUACUUCCACUUUUCUGUAACGCCAUACAGAAACAGUGCAAUAGUCUACUAACCUAUAUACAAGUAAACCAGUCACGGAAGUGAUCAUUCUGAAAGAGCGUGCUAAUUUGAUGCACACAGAAUGUGAAAUAAUGCAUUGACUCCAAAAGAAGACCUUUUCGAAAUAAAAUCUCUCCAUUUAUUAGGUUUACAAUGUCUGUCAUUGUUUAAAAGUUGAAAAAAAAAUGCAUGAAUUAUGUUGAAAAACUGGCUUUUGCUUGCAUUUUUAUUGUUUAAUGUUGAUCAAAAAUUGUUUAUAUUACAUGUUCAAUUGUUCUGUUUGAUUAAGACAUACUACUUGUAUAUUGUACAUACAUCCUGGGAGGAAGCCAUUGCCUGACAGGCUGCUUCUCUAAUACAUUGUCGGAGCAAGGCGUUCUUAAAUGCA
Daphnia magna is the source of this 2632-nucleotide messenger RNA. Its product is annotated as acid sphingomyelinase-like phosphodiesterase 3b. The transcript is spliced from 10 exons. Lineage: Eukaryota; Metazoa; Arthropoda; Branchiopoda; Diplostraca; Daphniidae. The coding region runs from base 468 to 1961 and encodes 497 amino acids. The record is from RefSeq and is a predicted model, not a curated record.